GACUUUCUCGCGGCCCGCGAGCCGACCCGGGCGCCCCCCGCGACCUUGCGAGCCGAACCCCGGGCGCCCCCCGCGACCUUCCGCGCCGGACGACCCCCGGCCGACGAUGAAGAUGGACAUGAGCCCCUCGCCCCGGUCCGUGACGACGAAGGCGUCGCUCGAGGACGACGACGACCGCAUGCAGUGCGACGACGAGGAGGAGGCGCCGGGCACCCCGGAGAUGCCGUCGUUCCUGCCGUCGCUCAUCAUCGAGGCGCUGGGCUACCCCGCGGGCCUCGGCGCGCUCGUCGUGUGCCAGGCCUGGCGCCAGCAGGCGGAGCGCAUCUUCCGGCGCGAGCUCAGCGAGCUGCGCUGCGCGUCCCACUGCCGCGCCGAGUACCUCGCGCUGCCGCCGACGACGAAGUCGACGAUCUCCGUCGCGUUCUCUCCCGACCUGAAGCGCUUCGCGAGCACGCACGGCGACCACACGGUCAAGGUCGUCGACUUCGAGUCCGGGCGCGUGGCCGCGACGCUCGUGGGCCACCCGCGGACGCCCUGGACCGUCAAGUUCCACCCGUUCCUCCCGGACGUCGUCGCGUCGGGCUGUUUGGGCUUCGAGGCGCGCGUCUGGGACGCGCGGGAGCGGCGGUGCGUCCGCCGCGCGGAGUUCGACCGCGCGAUCAUCUCGCUGAGCUUCCACCCGGCGGGCGACAUCCUCGCCGUCGCCGCGGGCACGUCCAUCUACCUCUGGCACUACGCGACGGGGGCGGCGCCGCGCCGCGAGUUCACGCACCCGCACCCGAUCCGGUGCCUCCGGUUCCUCCCGAGCCGCGACGCGAUCAUCGUCGGCGCGGCGAACAACGGCGCCAACGAGGGCGACGCGCCGCGCAUCACCUUCCAGCUCAUGCUCUGCGACUUCGACGUCGAGGCCGCGCGCGCGGACGCGGGCGCGCCGGCCGGCGGCGGCUCGCCGUCGUCGCCGACGAGCGUCCGCGGGCCGACGGAGGACGCCGCGGGCGACCCGCCCCUGCUCGCGCCCGUGGCCGGGAGCGGCCGGGCCGUGAGCCGCCGGCCGCGGUGCGUGCUCCGGCGCGCGCUCUUCUACAACGACGGCGGCUUCGACGUGUCGCCCUGCGGCCGCUUCCUCUGCUCCUGCGCGGAGCUGUGGCUGCCCUACGCGGACCAGGACGGCGACGCGCCGCCGGACGGCGACGCGCCGCCGGCGCCGCCGCCGCGGCACCCGCGCGGCGACGCGCCGCCGCCGCCGCCGCCGCGGCGCCUCGCGGGCGGCGCCGCGCGCGCCGCGGCGGCCGCCGCGUGGCCCCUGCCGUCGUUCUCGUCCGCGGCCGCGCGCGCGCGCGCGCGCGCGCCGGCCGCGCCGGCGUCGCCGGGCGCGCGGCCGCGCCGCGACGCGCCGUUGCUGCCCUGGUGGCGCGUCUACGCGCGCGGCGGCGGGGCGCGCGGCUGGCUCGGCCGCGGCGCGCCGCGGACGCCGCCGCGGCGCCGCGACGGCGACGAGUCCGGCGACAGCGCGUCGCCGGGCGGCCGCGACGGCGCCGUCGCCCCCGCGGACCGCGCGGGCUCGCCGGGCGGCCGCCAGCGCCUCAAGGGCCGCUACAAGCCCCACCUCGUCGUCGUGUCCCUCGAGGACGCCGCCGACGACGGCGAGGGCGCCCUGCUCCAGGCCGCCGCGCUCGAUGACCACUCCUUCUCCGGCGCCGCGGGCGAGACGGCGGGAUCCGACAUCGUCACGUCCGUCAAGCUGUCGCCGACGGCGUCCCUCGUGCUCCUGGGCCACAGCCGCGGCGGCGACGGCACCUUCGGCGACGGCGUCCCCCGCGUCGUCUCCGUGAUGUACCGCGUCGGCGACAUGGUCCGCGUCGACACGCGCAAGGAGGUCGGCGACGACGUCAACAUCGCGCGGUUCCACCCCGUGCCCGGCGCGGGCAUCGUCUACGGCACGAAGCAGGGCCGCAUCUGCAAGAUGACGCCCGCGCCGAGGACGCCGCCGGGGCAGGCCGCGGCCGCGCCGCGGCCCGCGGGCGACGCGCCCGCGGCCCAGCCGACGGCCGUGACCAUGGCGGCGCUGCUCGACACGUCGAAAGCGGCCGACGCGACCGACGCCACGGACAUGUCCGGCGUGCGCGUCGAGCGGUCGCCGCUCCACGGCCGCGGCCUCUUCGCCGCGCGCGACUUCGCGGCGGGCGAGACGAUCCUCGUGGAGGCGCCGCUCGUCGCCAUGCAGGACCUCGCGAACCGCCACGCGGCGCUCGUCUGCGGCGAGUGCCUCGCGUUCCUGGACCUCGGCCGCGACCUGCUCGAGGCCGUCGCCGCGGGCGCGUCGCCGCGCGUCGCCGCGGACGCCGCCGUCGCGCGGGGCGGCGGCCCCGUCGCGCGCUGCGCCGACGGCUGCGGCGAGCUCUACUGCUCCGCGGCGUGCCGCGACGCGCACCGGCGCCGGUGCCACCGCGCGCUCUGCGUCGGCCCCGUCGCCGAGGCCGACGCGGCGGCGGACCCGCUCGUGCGCUACAAGAUCCUCGCGACGGAGAGCAACGAGAUCCUGUUCUUGGCCGCGGACGUCGUCGCGGCGGCGCUCGCCGACGGCGCCGCGGCGGCCGCGUUCCUCCCGUUCACGCGCGUGCCCUGGGACCGCGUCGUCGCCGACGCCGCGGCGCUCCGGGGCGACGACGCGCGCGACGGCGCGCUCCUCGGCGAGGCGCUGCGCCGCCUCUGCGGCGACGCCGCGCCCCUGCUGCGCGACGCGCUCGCCGCGCGGGGCUUCGCCAACGCGGCCGACGUCACGCCCGAGUGGCUCGCGAGGAUCGUCGGCACCUUCGAGCAGAACAACGUCGGCGUGCGCCUCCGCCACCCCCUCGACGACGACGACGACGACGAGGCGGAGGACGACGACGACGACGACGACGACGAGGACGAGGCGGAGGACGGGGGCGCCGUGGCGCGCGCGGCGUCGCUCGAGGACGUCGACCGGCUGGCGGCGGCGCCGGGCGCGGUCGCCGUCGUCAAGUUCUCCGCGGCGUGGUGCGCGCCCUGCCGGGCGAUGGCGCCGGCUUUCGCCGCCCUCGCCGAGGCCCUGCCCGAGGCGCGCUUCGUCGCCGUCGACGUCGACGAGGUCCCCGACGCGGCGGCGCGCUUCGAGGCCGGCGCGCUCCCGACGUUCGUGCUCCUCCGCGACGGCGACGAGCUCGCGCGCGUCGAGGGCGCCGACGAGCGGGCGCUGCGCGCGCAGCUCGCGCUCGCGGGCUGCCCGCCGCCGGACGACGGCGACGCCGACGACGACGCGACGGCCGACACCGACGACGGCGACGGCACCGACGACGGCGGCGGCGGCGCCUACGGCAUGCCGCCCCUCGAGGGCACGGCGCUCUACUCGACGAUCUGCUGCGCGAACCACGCCUGCGACCAGAGCUGCGACGUGCUCUACGCGGCCCCCUCGGAGCCCGGCGGCGAGCCCGGGCCCGGCCGCUUCGGCGCGCCGCUCCGCGCGUCGCUCGUCGCGCGGCGGGCCGUCGCGGCGGGCGACGAGCUCACGAUCGCCUACGUCGACACGGACGCGCCCUGGCAGGAGCGCCGCGCCGCGCUCGCGGACUACGGGUUCCUCUGCCGCUGCUCGCGCUGCCUCGAGCCCGUCGCGCUGCCCGGCGCCUGGGACGCGCUGCUCGCCUUCUUCGCGCCCGGCGGCGCGAGCGAGCGCUACCGCAUCGCGCUGGACCCGAGCGCACGCGCCGCCGCGUCCGCCGCGCGCGCCGCGGCGGGAGAGGCGACGCCCGCGUUCCCCCCCCGCCGCGCGCAGUGCGUCGACGGCGCCCUGCGGCCCGGGUCCUGGAGCUCGAGCGGCCUCGCGUGGGACGACCGCGCGGCGCCGUGGUGGAACCCCGAGGCCUUCGCGCUCACGCACGGCAAGUGGAGCACGGAGGUCUGGCUGCCCCUCGCGCUCGCGCGGAGCCGGGCGGGAAACGAGCGCGACGCGCGGAGCCGCUGGGGCGCGCGGACGGCCGCCGAGGCCCGCGACGCGGACGCGACCGUCGUCAUGUACCAGAGCCGGCGCAACGACCGCAACGCGCUGAGCUGGUGCCGCGCCAAGGUCGCGGCGUCGUCGGCGACCUGGGGCCGCGACGGCGGCGCGUCGUUCUGGUUCACGGCCGCGUCGUCGCGCGGCGGCUGCUGCGACGGCGGCCAGGCGCGCGACCCGGGGCUCCUCGCGCACCACUUCCUGGGCCACGUCGGCGAGAAGCGCCACGGGCCCUGGCUCUUCCGCGAGGCGCGCUUCGCGGACCACCUGCUGCGGCCGACGCAGUACAAGGCGCCCGCGACGCGCGACACCGCGCCGAAGAUCCGGUGCUUCGACGAGCGCAAGGACGUCGCGCUGCCGCCGCCCGCGCUCCUCCUGCGGCGGCGGCGGCGGCGGGCGCGGGCCCCCGGCCGGAGCGGCGCGGAGCUGCUCGCGCUCUUCGACGCCGACGCGCGCAAGGAGACGCUCGUCAUGGCCGCCGAGGGCCGCGCGGGCGGCCUCGAGUACGACCUCCGGCGCGCGCUCACGGACGCCUGGGACCCCGGCGGCCCGCUCCGCGCGAAGCGCGGCGUCGCGCGCGCGCCGCCGCCGCUGGACCCGCGCGUCGACGUCCGCUUCCUCAUGGCCAAGGCCAACUACACGGAGAGCAUGCGGCGCGCCAAGUACUGCGUCGUCACCGAGGGCUUCUCGCCCUGGAGCCCGCGGCUCUCCGAGGCCGUCGCCCUCGGCUGCGUGCCCUGCUUCCUGAGCCCGAGCCUCGCGCCGCCCUACGCCACCGUCCUCGACUGGAGCGCCUUCUCCGUCGAGAUCGCCGAGGCGGACGUCGGCCGCCUGCCCGAGGUGCUCGCGGCCUACGACUGGGCCUACCUCCACGCGAACCUGCUCCGCGUGCGGCCCCUCUUCGCCUUCUGCGUCGACGACGGCGGCGAGGACGGCUGCGGCGAGGGCGACCUCCCGGGCGACGGCCUCCCCCUCGUCGUCUUCCUCAUGGCGACGCGGCGGAUCGUCGCGCCGCCGCCGCCGCCGGAGCCGGGCGCGGACCGCUACGACGGCACGGCGACGCUCCUCGCGUCCGCGGCCGGCGGCGACGCGACGGCCGACGCCGACGUCCUCUACGCCUGCAGCCUCGCGUCGGGCGCGUGCCGCUACGAGGUCCGCGGCGACGAGUGGGAGUGCGCCAUGGCCAACAAGCACGCGUGCAUGUGCAAGAAGCGCGUCGCGGGCAACUGGACCUACGUCGGCACGACGACGGGGCUCAAGGGCAACCGGCCGCGGCUCUACCAUAACCGGUAG
Molecule: messenger RNA, 5302 nt
Organism: Aureococcus anophagefferens
Lineage: Eukaryota; Pelagophyceae; Pelagomonadales; Pelagomonadaceae
Exons: 6
Coding region: 107-5302 (1731 amino acids)
Biological process (GO): autophagy
Cellular component (GO): intracellular membrane-bounded organelle
Molecular function (GO): protein binding
Source: RefSeq, a predicted model, not a curated record